Puntigrus tetrazona (Sumatra barb) is the source of this 6525-nucleotide messenger RNA. It is a transcript of the gene ptprja, whose product is annotated as protein tyrosine phosphatase receptor type Ja. The transcript has 31 exons. Gene Ontology annotation, biological process: protein dephosphorylation. The record is from RefSeq and is a predicted model, not a curated record. Gene Ontology annotation, molecular function: protein tyrosine phosphatase activity; protein binding. The coding region runs from base 163 to 5502 and encodes 1779 amino acids. Lineage: Eukaryota; Metazoa; Chordata; Actinopteri; Cypriniformes; Cyprinidae.
ACUCAUUCAAGAGAUAGAGUCAAGAUGAGAAAAGUUCAGGAGCACCUGAAGCAAUGAGCAGCAAAGCACAUCAGCAUCGUUUUCAUCUUUUCGUUUCCAUCAGCGAUAUCUAUUAACCAAAUUAUGAAAUGACAUAAUUUUUUUUGUUUGUUUUUUGCCACUAUGGGUCAACAUUUUUUACUUCAAAACAGUGUCUUCGGUGCAAGUGUCUUGUUCGCUGUGCUCGUUUCGAUCCCUCGUGGGAACUCUGACUGUGCAGUGUGCCAAUAUAAGACAAGCUCCUCAACCUCAGACAUCACUUUGUUUGUGGGGGACAGCUCCUCCUGCAGUGUGCAGAACAACAGCAUUACAAGCGCUCAGAAUAGCCUCACAGUAACUGGACUGCUGCCUGGAAACACGUAUUACUUCAAGAUCAACUGUUCAGGCGUGUGCUGCGCAAACCUCUCGACCAACUAUUCCAGCAAUCUGACUUUCACGCAGCCCAACUCCACCUCAGUGUAUGUGAACUGGACAGGCCAGUUUCCACUGAUCAAUCAGUCUUUUACUCUCCGCCCUGAGUCUGUUAGUAACCUGUCUGUGAACUCCAUCACUGUGAGCUCAGUGAACCUGGACUGGACACUUCCAAAUGGCAUCAGCCUGUAUUAUAGAGUAGCUUGGGGUGUAAACCUAGUCACUACUAACCAGACCUCCAUGCUAAUCUCACAACUUGCACCCGGCACCAAAUACACCUUCAGCGUCACCUCGGUGGCCUCUGAUAACCGCACUGAGGGCCGCGCUGCUGAGAUUUCCCAAAACACAAGUCCAGCACAAGUGGAGAAUAUCACUGUGCUGAGUUCCAGUAACAGCAGCUUGACCGUGUUCUGGCCAGUCCCUCUUGGUCAUGUGGACUCGUAUAUGGUGAACGUAUCUGGUGCUGAACUGAACACAUCCCUCACCUGUAGCCCUCCCAUCAACUCUUCAGUCAUCAGUAACCUCAUGGCAGGACGUCUUUACAACCUCACCGUGACCACCAUCAGCGGAGUCCUGAGGAACAGCUCUAACAUAGUGCUGGUUGCCACUAAGCCUAACCCACCCGAAGCUGUCCGAGUGAGUGAACAGACAAAUGUGUCUGUUUCUUUGCUCUGGUCGAAACCCUUAUUAAUGGAUGGAGUCGCUGUGUCCUAUGAAGUGUCAUAUAGGUCUAUCCAAGGGGUCAACCUAACUUUGAAUCAAACAUACUCUUUAAAUGCGACGCUCACAAAUUUAUUACCCGGCAGUCAGUACGACAUCUCUGUGGUCACCGUAGGAGUAAAAGAACUCAGGAGCUCAUAUAUAAACCUCCCUGCAUAUACAGCCUUUAAUGCAGUGCAAAAUCUGUAUGUUUCUGCUGUGAGCACCAAGUCGGUCAAUCUUACCUGGCUCCCCCCUAAUGGGACCUUCAGCCUGUUCUCCUACAGCAUCAACAUCACUUCACCUGAUCAGACUUUCAAUACCACAUCCAACAAUUAUCAGAUAACUUUGUUGCAGUCUGGGACUCAGUAUAACUGUAGCGUCAGAGCACUCAUAACAGCUGCCAACAUAUUUGGACCCUCUCAGCUCAUACAGUGUAAUACCAAGCCACUGCCAGUAACUAAUUUAACAGCCUCUCCUGUUGGCACCACUGAGAUGUAUCUUUCAUGGCUUCGUCAGACUGACUACAAAUCUUCAUAUCUGUAUAACGUGACUGUAAAUGGGGAACGAUGGAUACAGAGCACCAAUGAGACGGCAAAUUUCGUUACCCUAAUCCCCGGAAACAACUACACCUUUACUGUGCAAACUGUAGCAAACGGCUUGAGCUCUGAUUCUGUAACCAUCUUUGCAUUUACAGGGCUUGGUAAAGCAUCCAAUAUUUCUGCAGUUAGCACUACUCAGAGUAUGAGAGUGGAGUGGAGACCGCCUAAUGGCACUGUGAGUCUCUACAACGUCACAAUCUUGUUGAACGGAGCUGUUUUAAAGGCGGAAACCCGAACGAAUGCCACAGCCGUGGUGUUUUCAGACCUGCUGCCUGGAACUCAGUACAAUGUCGUUGUCACAAGUAUCAGUGGACCCACAAGACAAGACAGCGAUAGCGUAUCCAAUGCCACCUUGCCCACUCCUCCUGGCGAGUUUGUGAUAGUGCAGAGCACGAACUCGCUGAACAUCAGCUGGGCUCGACCACUUAACAUGAGCUCAGUAUCACACAGCUUCCAGCUGUCCUACAACAACACCACACUGACCUGUGGCCAAAACUACAGCUCUCUGACGGGACUCAGUGCAGGUGUCCAGUAUAACAUCAGCGUGAGAACUCUAGGUGCAAUGGGAUAUUUCAGCUCCCCUAUGUAUCGCACUGCAUAUACAAAUCCUACUGCUGUAAUUGAUGUAAGAGUGAUUGAAUAUACAGAGACUAGUAUAACUCUGAGGUGGCAGCAGCUUGAUGUUCAGCAAUCUGAUUACUCCUACCUGCUCACCUUCAAACACCCUAAUGGCACAGCCGACCAGAGGACUGUGAAUACCACCACAGCGCAGCUACCUUCACUUCAGUCGGCCAGUCAAUACAAUAUCAGCAUUGUCACACAGACAGCUGGUGGCACCAAGUCUGAUCCCCAGUUUAUAUCUGCCUGCAGUAAGCCGUUUCCAGUUUCCUCUGUUAACUCUGAUGUUCUGAAUGUUUCUGCUGUGAAGCUGAGCUGGUCUCGUCCUCAGCAGUACCUUAAUAGCUUUUCCUACCAGGUUUUCGUGUCCAGCCCCACAGAAAAUAUUACGAAUUUGACUACUUCAUCUGAAAACAUCACAGUUUCAAACUUGCAGUCUGGCACCCAGUAUCAGAUCAGUGUUUAUAGUUUCGCCUGUGGCAUUUUGGGACAACCAGUAAACAUUUUUGUCUUCACAAAGCCCUCUACAGUGGUUCCAAAACUAGAUAAUCAACGCUCUAAUCAGUCACUCUUGGUGACGUGGGAUCAUCCUGUUGGUGGGCUGGACUUAUACAUUCUGAACAUCAGCAGUGAAGGAUGGAGCAGCUCUGAAGUUCUCAAUAGCACUGAAAAUAAUCACACCUUCAGUCAACUAAAAGCAGCAACUGUCUUCACAGUCACUCUCACAACUGUCAAAGGAAAUUUCAGGGAAGCAUCUAAUGCAGUAAAUAUGGCAACUUGUCCAAACAGACCAGGAGAUAUUAAGAUCUUGUUGAAGACAAAUCAUUCAUUGCGGUUUCAAUGGGAUGAAGCUGAGAACAUGACGCCUGGCAGCUUCAACUACAUCCUGACCUACUUGCCCAGCUAUAAUACCAGUCAAUAUUCCACUCCUAAUAACACGUUCCUUCUGGACGGCUUGCGAUCUGGAACACCCUAUUUUGUUUCUGUGGCUACUGUAGGCCCGAUGGAUUUCCACAGUGACGCUAUUACAGUUCAACAAACCACCAAGCCUGACCCUGUCCAAAAGCUACAAGUUAUUGCCACAACAAUAAAUAACAUUUCUGUAAAUUGGGAAAAAGUGGAAGGGGUCCCAAAAUAUGUAGUAAGACUGUACAGGGAGAAGGAAGAGAAAAGCACAAUCACUGUAAAUGACAACAUGAUUAUACAGAGUCUGAUGCCUUCAACUCUCUAUAACAUCAGUGUGCAGAGCAGCACUCUUGACAACACAGAAGGACAAGCUGAGUGGCUGCAAGCAUGCACGGAUGCAGCUCCAGUGGAGAAUGUGAACUGUAUGGGUCCUGAUUUAACCUUUCCGAUGCUUACUGUCUCAUGGAGCCCUCCUCCUGGAAAUUACAAAGGCUUUAAUGUUAGGAUGAACUCGUCUGACACGACAAUGACCUUGAAUCUAACCCAUAACUUCACUGGACUUAAGUAUAACACUCUGUAUAAAGUCAUGCUCUGGACAGUUGGUUGUGGGAAGAGCAGCACUGGGGAAUCGAUCACCUGUAUGACUGGAAUCACAAAACCUGAUGUACCUAAAAUAACAGCAGUGAGUAUAUAUGAGCUGCAAUACAACAAGUUUACUUUGAAUCUUCAUUCGGACAUCUUUAAUGACUCAAACGGUCCUGUUCUCUAUUAUGGAGUGCUUGUCUACUCUGGCUCUAUUGAUUGCUUGGACAAGAGUAACACAUUUGAUCAAUGUCUGUUGAACACCUACGAGGACUGGAAGGCAAAGCGAUGCAGCACAUUCCUGGCUGUUGUCAGGAAACAGGGUCAAACAGGGUCUAGAACCGUACAGACGCAAACCAUCAGCAUUGGAGAUGAGACUAUGUGGGCAGGUUACAAAAAUGGAGAACUAAAUGCAAAAGACACUUACAAUUUUGCUGUCAUUGCUUUCACUCGUCUGGAGAUAAAGAACAGUUUAGUGGAUGUUUCUAAAUCAUACUACUCCGUGUCUGAGUUUUACCAAAGUCCUGUCACACUGCCAGAGAACCCAGUGGUGAUUGGAGCAGCAGCUGCAGGAGCUGGUGUUGCUGCUCUUCUUGUUGUAAUCAUCAUCGUGGUUGUGGUUUGUAGAGGGAAGCAAAGAAAAGAUGAUUCUACUAGUGUUCCUAUCCACUCCAUAAGAAACAAAGUGAGUAAUCCAAUAAAGGUGGAGGAUUAUGAGGCUUAUUAUAGGCGGCAGAGAGCUGAUUCCUUUUGUGGAUUUGCUGAAGAAUUUGAGGAUCUAAGGCCAGUUGGGAUAAAUCAGCCGAAGACUGUCGCUCAGGCCCCUGACAACAAAGCCAAGAAUCGUUAUAACAAUGUGCUGCCAUAUGAUUCAUCUCGUGUCAAGCUCUCUGUGCUCAGCAGCCCAUUUGACGACUAUAUUAAUGCCAGCUACAUGCCGGGUUACACAUCAAAGAAGGAGUUUAUCGCAGCCCAAGGGCCGCUGCCCUGCACUGUCAAUGACUUCUGGAGACUGAUCUGGGAGAAAAACAUACACACUAUUGUCAUGCUCACAAAAUGCAAUGAGCAAGGACGGGUAAAAUGUGAAGAAUACUGGCCAGCAGACAAAAAACAUUUCAACAAUCUGACAGUGACGAAUAUUUCCGAGAUCCCAUUGGAGGACUGGACUUUGCGUGACUUUGAAGUGAAAAACGUGAAAACAGCAGAGUCCCGAUCGGUUCGUCACUUCCAUUUUACCGCGUGGCCAGACCAUGGAGUUCCUGAGACCACUGAGCUUCUCAUCAACUUCAGACACCUGGUCCGGGAACACAUGGACCAGUACUCAAGACAUUCACCAACACUUGUGCACUGCAGUGCGGGUGUAGGUCGCACAGGAACCUUCAUUGCCAUUGAUCGCUUAAUCUAUCAGAUUGAGAGGGAUGGUGUAGUAGAUGUUUAUGGGAUCAUCCAUGAUUUACGCAUGCACAGACCACUCAUGGUUCAGACAGAGGAUCAAUAUGUGUUUCUUAACCAGUGCUCCAUGGACAUCAUCAAGUCUCGGACUGGAAACAAUGUAGACUUGAUCUACCAGAACACAGCUGCACUCACUAUAUAUGAGAACUUUGAACCCUUAAAAAAAGCCAAAAAUGGCUACCAUAAGGCCUGACCGUCUACCUUACAGUUUUCUGCACUGCUGUAAAAAAAAAAAAAAAAGUUUCUCUUUUAUUUUUUUAAAUUGUUUUAUUUAAAGAGGGAAAAAUAUUUAUUAAGAACUUUGUUUAUAAAGGUAUGCAGGUAUGCAGAAUAUUUUAAAAUGAGGUUUUAUCAAAUACAGAAAUGUAGCUGCAGGGAUGUUUUGUGAGAGUUUUGAUACAAUAAAACUGAUAACCAUUCAAGUAUGUAAUAUGGCAUUAUAAAAACAGCAUUUCCACAGACAUAGACUACAAGUGAAUUACGUAAUGCAUGAAUACAAAUAAUAGACAUGUGAACAUGUCACAUGGCACUUUUUCAUCAGUUAUAUAUAGCUGCAUUGUUUAUAAAAAAACACCUAUCCUGUGAUUUUAACACAGCAACUAGACUUGGUAACCAGUAGACUAGUAAAUUGCUCAGCAUAUACAGUGGCAUUAUCCAUUAAGAGAGAUGCUGUAGGUUGUUGUUUGCCAGAUUGCUGUUUUCAGGUCUUUGGCUUUAAUAUAUCUAUUAUUUCCAGAUGUCAGGGGCCAAAGGAUGACCUUAAAUGGACCAUAAGUACAAUACGUAUUUAACAGUAGCAAUCUCUUUGGUUAUUUCUGGAAUUAUUUUCAGUAAAGAUUCAAGCUGACCUGUCUAUUCCUGGAUUGUAAAUGGUUUUUUUUUCCCCUUUAGUAUAAGGUCAGUCAAUGUUUAGUAAGCCUACUGAUAAUUUAUUACAAAACGUUUUUUUACCAGAGUGUGACUCUGUAUCAUGUUUGUGCACUUAUAUAACUGUUAUAUUUGUACAUAAUGUAUUUUGUUCAGACUGAACUUUCAAACUAUUCUUUUCACCAAAGUGUUGUUCCAGGGACGUCUUGCUUGUGUGGUUUUAAUAUUCUGUCAUUUUCCGCACAGAUUUUUAAAAAAAAAAGAAUUGUUCAUGGAAACUCUGCUGGUCAUGACAGAGAACCAUACAGAUGAACUCUGUAUUAUAUUGAGAUUAAAAAGCUGCACUUUA